Messenger RNA from Acyrthosiphon pisum (pea aphid), 2568 nucleotides. It is a transcript of the gene BTBD9, whose product is annotated as BTB (POZ) domain containing 9. Gene Ontology annotation, biological process: adult locomotory behavior; circadian behavior; modulation of chemical synaptic transmission. The record is from RefSeq and is a predicted model, not a curated record. The transcript is spliced from 11 exons. Gene Ontology annotation, molecular function: protein binding. Gene Ontology annotation, cellular component: cytoplasm. NCBI's taxonomy places the organism in Eukaryota, Metazoa, Arthropoda, Insecta, Hemiptera, Aphididae.
ACUGCAAUUGCGGUUAAUAUAAAAUGUCGGCGCGGGCUCGUCUGGUCGUGGCCCCUUCGCGUAGACACUCUAUGUGGUUUACCACGGUGUACAUUUGUAGUCCGGUCGUUUGUCAGACAACAACGAAAAAUCACCAUAUCCACCGCCGACGCAACUUGGAACUGAACCCUGAGCUAUACUUGCCUAUGACUAGGAGGAGAUGACAUACGGACCCGUGUUCUAUACCCACCGCAGUGGUGCGAUGAGCGGUCAACAUUUGGCAGAUGGUGCGGUCGACACCAGCAAUGGUGGAAAUCAUAGUCCAGUUGAAACUAAAUCGCCUACGUCAAUUGAAAAACAACACAGCUACGAGCAAAUCGAUCAUGCUCAUUUUUUAGCCAAUGAUAUCGGCACUCUUUAUCUCAAUGACAGGUUUUCUGAUGUUGUGUUGAUAGUGAAUGGUGAACGUUUCCAUGCUCAUAGAGUGGUGUUGGCUUCUAGAAGCGAUUAUUUUAGAGCAUUGUUGUAUGGUGGUCUCAAAGAAUCUCAUCAAGCAGAAGUGGAAAUCACCGAAGCUUCGGUAAAUUCAUUUAAAAAACUUCUUGAGUACAUUUACUCAGGACGCAUGAACUUAAGUAUAUUGAAGGAUGAAGUAAUUUUAGAAAUAUUUAGUCUUUCCAAUUUAUUUGGUUUCACUAAUUUGGAACUAUCGCUGUGCAAGUAUUUACGCAGUAAUAUCAAUGUUUAUAAUGUGUGCUCCAUGUUUGCUGCAGCACGUUUAUAUCAGCAUAAAGAGUUAGUUACUGAAGCGUUGAAUUUUACUGACUACCAUGCAUUGGAAGUACUUCAAUCUGAAGCUUUUUUAUCUCUUUCUUCUGAAGCACUUCAAGAAGUACUUAAUAGAGAUUCAUUGUAUGCUUACGAAUUGGAUAUAUUUCGUGCGGUUUGUCGUUGGAUUAAGGCAAAUCAAGAUGAUGAAGACCCUGAGGUCAAAAUUAAAGUUUUGUCUGCCGUCAGAUAUCCCUUGAUGAGCCUGGAUGAAUUGCUUUCCGUUGUGAGGGAAUCGCAACUUGUAAGUUCUGACAAUAUUUUGGAUGCCAUACAACUACGAAAUACAUUACCUUCGCAUAAACUCAAAUUUAGAGGACAGCUAAAACCUAAUUUAAAUAUUGCUCAUCCUUCACAAGGCGCUCAGGUAAUGCAAGGAGAAAUGCGUUCAGCGUUAUUAGAAUCUGAUUCUAGUGGUCAUGAUCAUGAGCGGGGCUGUACUAGGCAUUUAAUUAAUGAAAGCGAUAGCGGUAUUAUGAUAAAGCUUGGUCAUCCUUCAAUCAUUAAUAUAUAAAAAUGCCACCUAUGGGAUAAGGAUCCUUAGGUAAAGGAAUUAAUAUUUUUAAAAUUAUUAAAUACAUUAUUUAUUUACAUGUUGUUUGUAAUUAGGUCCUAUUCUUAUUACAUUGAAGUGUCAAUGGACCAGCAUGAUUGGGUGCGCGCUAUUGAUCAUUCAAAUUAUUAUUGUCGAUCAACACAACGUUUGUGGAUACAUCCUCGGGUAGUGCAAUAUAUUCGUAUUGUGGGUACCAAUAACACUGUUAAUAAAUGUUUCCAUACAGUUUCAAUGGAAAUUAUGUACAAUUCUGAAGAAAUGCAUUUAGUAGAUAUUGAAAAAGGAUUAGUAGUGCCAAAGUAUAAUGUUGCUACAAUGGCCAUGAAUGCUAUUGUGAUUGAUGGAGUGAGUCGUUGUCGAAAUUCACUAUUGGACGGUAACUGUAAGGAUUAUGACUGGGAUUGCGGUUACACAUGCCAUCAAUUGGGUUCUGGAUGUAUACUUGUUCAACUUGGUCAACCCUAUAUGCUUAGUUCAAUGAGAAUGCUACUUUGGGAUUGUGACGACCGCUAUUAUAGUUACUACGUCGAAGUGUCAGUUAACAUGUGGGAUUGGGAAUUGAUUGUUGACAAAUCAAAAGAGCUUGUUCGAUCUUGGCAACUUUUGCAGUUCAACUCUCGGCCCGUUGUAUUUAUUCGUAUAACUGGUACUUAUAAUUCAGCGAAUGAGGUUUUUCACUGUGUUCAUCUAGAGGCACCGGCUCAAGUUCCAUUAGACUUAAAUACAGUUGAAGUCGAACAGGAAAUUUCAAAUUUACAAGUAACAAAAAAAAUAGACAACAACGAAUCGAAUGAGCCUGAGUCAAUGGAAACGCCACCAACCACAGUAGCAGAAACGUCAACAGCUGCAACUGACUGCCUGACCGUUUAAAUCAUCCAUAUUACUACAUCAUUCGCUAAUGUUCCUCGCGUAUUUUCCACAAUAGACUGAAUGUUAUAUCAAAUUGUUAUUUAUUUUUUUUUUUCGUAUAAAUUAUACAGUUAUUAAUUAUCACUAUUUGUAAUUUUAAAUUUUCCAUUUUUAUAAAUGGUUAAUUGUUUUUAAAUUAUUAUAAGUUAACAGUUAUCUUCUAUUCUAUAUAUUUAUUGAAAGUAAUUAUUUUAUAUUCUUGCACUACACUUUCUUAUACUCUGUGAAAAAAAACUUGUAUAUAUAUUGUAUUAUUUUUAAAAUAAAAAACUAUUUCUAAGGAUUUUAAUUAAAAA